AUGUCUGCGGAGGUCGUUGCUUACCCAGAGAUGCGUCUCGGACCGCCCAUACCCAUUCGCCUGAGGGAGGCUGUGCACUCGUCCCGUCUGAAACACGGCUGGAUUCUCGAACCUGAGCCUGUGGAAGAAUGUGUCCAGAGCACACUGGCUGCCUUGUACCCUCCUUUCGAAGCCACGGCCCCCACUCUUCUGAGCCAGGUCUUCGAAGUGCUGGAGCAGAUGUACCAACACGAUGCACUGCGCUACACCCUUGACUUCCUUGUUCCUGCCAAGCACAUCUUGGCUCGCAUCCAGAGUGAAGCCUGUGCUCAGUAUAGUGGCUUUGUCUUUUGUCAUGAAGGUUGGCCCCUGUGCCUUCAUGAAAAAGUCCUUGUCCAGCUGGGCUCCUUGCCAUGGCAACGCCUGUGUCCCGGGGAUUUCUACUUGCAAGUGGUACCUCACCGUGAAUGUGCUCCCCGCCUAGUCCUGAAAUGCCUCUCGCUGGAGGGCCGAGGAGUGCAGGAGUUGCCUGUGUCUCCGGACUCCUAUCGAUUCCUGUUCACCAUUGAAUGGCUCAAUGGCAUCAACAAAGAACGUCGGGUAGGGCGUCUGGAACGCUGCUUGCUGGCAGCUGGAGAAAAAGUGCUGAGCUUGCCCUGGGCUGAGCUUGUGUAUCCUCAGUUUGUACACACAGAUGGAUUUAUUGUGGGGCAGCAUUGCCCUACGGGUUUGACUCCCGAGGUCCUGGGGGCAAGGAGUCCGGGUGACGGACGUCAUUCUGGUGGAGAGAACCGGGAAUCUGAGGGGGAGUACGUUCACCUCUUAGAGGUCAGCCCCACCUUGCAUCAAGCACCCAGAAUCCCACAACCUUGCAGUGCCCAGAUUCAGACAAUGCCUGCUCGCAAGGGAUAUAGCAAAAAUAGGAGUCGGCGCCACCGGGCCUGGCUCCAUCAUAAUGAUGAUGUUGCUGAAGACACAGUUCUGGGGAAAGAAGACUUGCUUGACUCCAUUCACCGAGAUCCAACUCCUCCUAAGGAGGACAGCAAGGAAAGCCAUUCUCCAGCUUUAGCAACUCCAAAAUGUACCACCAAGGGAAACCGGAGGAAAAAGAAAGAUGCUGGGAGAGGAGCUGGUGCUACAAAGCCAGAAGACAGCACAGGAAAAUGUAGCAUUGGUGACAAUGAAGGCAGCUCUGGAGAAGGAAGCAUGGAAGGCCCAAAACUUAACACUGAAGAGCCAAAUGCUAAACCCAAGACUAGUGAACCAAGAACUGGUACUGAGGAGAUGCCAGAAGCAUUGCAAAGUGGAAUAAGUUAUAUUUUCCUUCUGUUUCUCUCCACACCAGGAGGAAUAGACAAGGCUGGCCAUUCCUUGCUGACCAUAGUGCCCCAGCCUCUUCAGGAUGAGUUGCCUCCAGGACAAGAGGAUCUGGUUAAUACCUUAAGAUAUAUGCACUCACUUCUCAGCGUUUCAUGUUUGCAGGAACUGUCAACUCAAAUCACCUUGCACCAGGAAACUAUGCAGAAAUUGCUUUCAGAGCCUCGUUUACUGGAACUCCAGUGCCGUGGAGGCUCCUUGCUGGCACAGCUACCUCUGUUGGGACCCUGCAGUACGCAAGCUGUGGAUGCCACAAGAAUCUAUCAAGAGGUGGAUGAAGCCCUUCAUGGACUUGUCCAACUCAGCAACCGGUGUCUUGAGGUAUUGCAGCAAGAGAAGAAAAACAUACAGGUUAAGCAAGAAGGCAAAACAUGCCUUCAGUCUGCUAAUAACCUGGCAUUACGAGCCUUGAGUGAUCCUGGUCGCCCUAGUGUGCAUAUACGUGGUCUGGAAGUAAGCAGCCGGGAACUGGCAGACAGGAGCUGUUCUCCCCGUGAACAUGUGCUGUUGGGACGCAGCAGAACUCAUGUUGCUGAAGCACCCUGGGGGGCCACACCUCGCAUGGAAAGAAGGCGUUGCCUUGGGGUCCAACAGCAGCUUUUGGUUGAGCUGCUGGAGUGUGAGCGGGAGUAUGUGGGUGCCCUUACCCAGCCCCUCUCUCUGUCUCAGGAGCCCAGGGGACAGGCCUGGACAGCUGAGUUAAGAUGCCUGGGCAGUGCCCUCCGGACCACGCGGGACCGGCUGCUGGCCUUCCAUUCCAACUGCCUCCUGAGCGAGUUGGAGGGGUGCAUGAACCACCUGUCACGCGCUGGCAGCUGCUUCCUGUGCCACAAAGAAGAGCUUCAAUUGUAUGCAACCUAUGCCAAAGAUCAUGACAAGUUCCAGGCUGCCCUGGCUUUGCUUCGAAGCACUGGCAAGAAAGGUCUGAUGGAGCCACGUGAGGAUGGACAAAUAGCAUACACUUUGCAGGUGCCUCUAGAGCAACUGGAGCGGUAUCGGCGCUUCCUGGGUGAGCUGCUACAUGAAUGUGAGCUCGAGCAGGGGCCUGACCGCCAAGCCCUACAGGAGGCCCAGCAACUGCUGGAGGCACAGGAGCAGCGAGGCAGAGACUUGUUGGCCACAGAGCAGAUCCGGGGCUGCGAGAUGAAACUGUCAGAACAAGGGCCAUUGCUUCAGUGUAGUGAACUCAUUCUGUUGUCUGGACGCCGUAAAUGCCAGCGACAUGUUUUCCUAUUUGAGCAGCUGCUACUCUUUACCAAAUGUAAAGGAGCUGAGGGUAGCUAUGUCUGCAAACAGGCCUUGCAGACUGCUUCCAUGGGGUUGACAGAGAGUGUGGGUUCUACUGGGUUACGUUUUGAGCUUUGGUUCGGAAGGGGACCAGCCCGGCAGGCCUAUACAUUGCAAGCAGCUUCCGCUGAAGUCAAGCAUCAGUGGACAAAUAUUAUAGCCCAACUGCUCUGGAGACAAGCGUUGGGUAUGGAGCCUGCAUCGGAAACUCCUUUCUCCAGGAAGCCAUGGACGGAAUUUAAUAAGAGGACUUUCUUUUAUGCCCAUAUAGAAAAGGCGAUAAAAAUAACUGAGAAGCCACACAGCAUCAACCUUAAAGACGAGAAGGCUUUGGGAUAUGAAAAUGACUGUGUGGUCAAGUACCAGUUAGUGAUGCCAAUCCUCGCCUGUGCUUUCAGUCAGGGUGCAGCGAAACAAAGCCAGUCUGUGUAA
This is a messenger RNA of Protobothrops mucrosquamatus (brown spotted pit viper), 3075 nucleotides long. RefSeq names its product rho guanine nucleotide exchange factor 40-like. The transcript is spliced from 18 exons. The coding region runs from base 1 to 3075 and encodes 1024 amino acids. Lineage: Eukaryota; Metazoa; Chordata; Lepidosauria; Squamata; Viperidae. Gene Ontology annotation, molecular function: guanyl-nucleotide exchange factor activity. The record is from RefSeq and is a predicted model, not a curated record.